AUGCAACCAAUCGAAUGCGCCAGUUGCGACGCCGGCUGGGACUGUGGGACCUGCUUGAUGCUUGUCGAGAGCUCGGGCUGCCCCUGGACCUCGGCAAUCAUUCGUGGCUGCAGCGGUGGCACAUCGCUCAACUCAUUUUGCGACGGUAACGGCAGUUGUGGGACGUCAGACGUCGCCAACAACUGCCGCCUCGGCAAGGACAUCUACAAGCGGGUCGAGUGCACCGCCACGCCUCCAUCGGCGCCUCCCGCGACCCCGCCGAGCAGCCCACCCUCACCACCCCCACCCAUGCCACCGUCCCUGCCCGUCGCGGGUGUAAGCUUCCUCUCCGCCGAUGCCAAUGACGGACAAGCGUGGCUGGUGCCGCUGGUUGCGGGCAGCGUCGCAGUCGCAUUGACGCUCUGCCUCUGCUUCCUCUGCUGGCGCUGCUGCGGCCGCCGCCACAAGCGCGCCCCGGGUGCUCUUAGGCCAGUCUUCGACCCCGACCCGGAUGAUAGCCCCUUCAAAUGCCCAUAAGCAACAUGUCAUGCAGACUGAGACCCCGCUCUUCGCGGCUGUUGGCGGCGCGGCAUGUCCAUGUCCAUGUG
This is a messenger RNA of Emiliania huxleyi CCMP1516, 587 nucleotides long. RefSeq lists its product as hypothetical. The record is from RefSeq and is a predicted model, not a curated record. The coding region runs from base 1 to 516 and encodes 171 amino acids. Lineage: Eukaryota; Haptophyta; Isochrysidales; Noelaerhabdaceae. The transcript has 3 exons.